GGGCUUAGUCUCGUGAUGUCCAACACCGACACCAUUGAUACGAAGCGAUGCCUUGACGCUCCUCCGCCACCUCCACUUCCGUUAAUGGCUGGUGCGCGCUGCGUCACCGUCUCCCUCCUCCUCCUCAUUCCUCCUUCCACCCCCAGAUUCCGACGUAUACCAAUCCUUUCGUCCACCAUUUCCGCUUCUCAAUUCCCUUUAAAACCACCAAAGCGCAAAAACCACUUGCGCCCCAAAAUCCUCAAAACCCUAACUAAACCCUACCCCACCGAUCCCAUUUCUCCACCAACCCUACCAAUUCCCUCAAUAGAAAUCGCGUCCCCAGAAAUCCCAUCGCAAAAUGAGUUCGUACGUGAGCUUCCCACUGGUGUCGAAACUUGCUCUGUAGCUGCCGGAGAAAUUGAUAAAGUUGAACAAUUGCAGGUUCAGGAGACGUCGGGUGUUGCUGAAGAGUAUAGUAGCCUUAUCGGUAAUAUUUAUUCGAAGGAUGUCUUUAAAUACGGUCUAUAUCUGGUUGGAUUGUUUGUCUUCCAGACAAUUUGUACUGCCUGGGUACUGGGAACUGCCAGUUCUACUGGUAAAGAUGGGGAUGUUGAUAAUUUGAAUUCGGGUGUAAAUGGGAUUGACAAAAGGAAACCUUUGUUGAACGGAAAGGUGAGUUCUGCGGGUUAUUUCAAUGAAUCUGAAUUGGAAGAGAAAAUAGCAGAAAUAAGGGCAAUGGCAAGGGUGGCACGAAAAAGUGAGGUGAAGUUGAGAGGAGGUACAGGAGGAGGAGACAUUGUUGAAGAGGGCUCAAGUUCUAAGGAUGGAAUCGGCAUUGAAGAUGAGAUUGGUGCUCGAUUGGCUAAAUUGAAGAAGAGGUUGAAUUCUAAAAGAGAGAAGUUACCAGGUUCGUUUAUGAAUCUCCUGGCCACGUUUGGAGAGGGGGAAGAUGGGACAAGUGAGGAUGAAGUUUCUUCCGAUGAAGAUAAUAAUAAAAUGCUUGUGUUUGAAAAGAAACUUAAAUUUAAAAGGCCUUUGGUGGACCCAAGAAGCAAACCAAAGGGGUUUUCAGGGUUGCAGGAUCCUAGUGAUGAUAAUAAGAAGCAGAGUAGACUAGGUGGUGAAGUUGUAAAGGGGACAAAUGGAAGUAAUGAUGAUGAUGGUGAUGAUAGUUGGGGUAAGUUAGAGCCAGAAAACCGGAAAAUUCAACCAAAUGGAAAGAUAGAUAAUUCGAACAGCAAUGAGAAGGCUAGCGGCAGAGCAGAAGUGAGAAAAGAAAUGGACACUGCUAAUGCUGAUAUGAGAUUCUUAGGUGCAGCCAAGGAGACGCAUAAAGGGAGGUCUUCGGUAGAAGUUACAAAAUCAAGAAAACCAAAGGAUGUUCGUGUUCAAAAUUCACAAACACUGACAAAAGAAAACCAGGGAAGAAGCUCGAGAUCUGGUAAACCUUCUGUGCGGAGUAGAACUACUGGCUCAAAGCACAGAGUAACUAGAGACAAGCCAUUGAUCAGCAAAGUUGCAGAUAAACAAUCAGAUUCAGGGACUGGUCUGUGGUGGCAGAAGCUCCCGUACAUUCUAGCAAUUCUUAUGCGGAGAGGUUCCGGCCAUGAGGGAUCAGAAGGACUGUUCACCUUAAAGAGCAGUUCCCAGGCACAGGAUGACGGUGACUUUUCCUAUGCUGUUGCUUUUGAAGACCGCAUUGAUGCCAAUAACUUCUGCUAUAUACUUGAAUCUUUUUUCGAAGAUCUGGGUGAUUUUAGUGCUGAUGUUGUUCCUAUGUCAACAAAGGAACUUCACGCGGCAGUGAAUUCAAAUUUCAAGAAGGUGAUUGUUGUGAAGAAGGGCCAACUCCAACUUUAUGCUGGGCAGCCACUUGCUGAUGUUGAGAUGGCUUUGCGCUCUUUGGUUGAUCCAAAUCAAUGUGCUUCUUUGCCAAACACAAAGUAGGAUUGGAAGAUUGAGAACUGAGCGUGGCUUGUUAUUCCUCUUAUUCUCUUAUAGGAACCAGGCCAACUUUACAUAAUUCUAGGUGAAGAUAUGGCCACUGCUAGUGAGUGUAACCUUGGUGUUGUGGGGCAGUGUUGUUGCAGCUAUGAAGUUUUGAGUAUGGGAAAAGCAUGUAAUUUUUAUCAAGCCUGAGUUUGUAACUGGCAUUUUGCCCUGAUUCACAUCUUUUACUCUUACCAAAUAAUGAUAUCCUCCAAUUUUCUUUUCAA
Messenger RNA from Tripterygium wilfordii, 2198 nucleotides. RefSeq lists its product as uncharacterized. The transcript has 4 exons. NCBI's taxonomy places the organism in Eukaryota, Viridiplantae, Streptophyta, Magnoliopsida, Celastrales, Celastraceae. The coding region runs from base 16 to 1929 and encodes 637 amino acids. The record is from RefSeq and is a predicted model, not a curated record.